Molecule: messenger RNA, 636 nt
Organism: Saccostrea cuccullata (small rock oyster)
Lineage: Eukaryota; Metazoa; Mollusca; Bivalvia; Ostreida; Ostreidae
Product: ras-specific guanine nucleotide-releasing factor 2-like
Exons: 5
Source: RefSeq, a predicted model, not a curated record
AGUUACCUACAAAAAAGGGACAAGCAAUUGGAUAGGACAUCUUAUAUUGAUUGAUACAGUUUGAUUUGUUUUCAUAUUGUACGUUUUUUAUACAGGUCCCCUUAUUCAAGUCUUUAAUGAGAAGAGUAAGUCCAGUUUGUGGCCCAUCAAAGAUCGGAAGGAGAAGGAGGUGAUAUGUCAGGUUUUCCUCUUCACCAAUCAUAUGCUUCUGACAACCCGAGCAUCAAACGGCCGGCUACAUCUCGCCAAAACUUUGCCUAAAAGGCAGCACUAUGGGAAGAUCCCCCUAAUUGAUUGUACACUAAUAGAGGACCCUGGAGCAGAACCCUUUAUAAAUGACCCAGACACAUCUUCGGUAGAUUCCAUAGACAGCAUCCGAAGUACCAGCUCCCUAAACACCCUUAUCCAGCCCGGGGAGAAGGAGACGCGCACAGAUUACAAUGGACUAGACUUUAAAAUUAUAGUGGAUACCAAGAGUGGAAACGGGACAUCCAUAACUUUAGUGGCAGCCACUCGCCAGGAAAAACUGGCGUGGUGCUCCGACAUCAGUCAGUGUAUAGAAGACCUGCACUACAGUGAUCUCCUGAAUACCUCAAUGAGUGAAUCAUCCUCCGUCACCAUGCCUCAAUCUGUCAG